Enhydra lutris kenyoni (northern sea otter) is the source of this 5322-nucleotide messenger RNA. Its product is annotated as ATPase phospholipid transporting 8B2. Lineage: Eukaryota; Metazoa; Chordata; Mammalia; Carnivora; Mustelidae. Gene Ontology annotation, biological process: phospholipid translocation; Golgi organization. The coding region runs from base 235 to 3807 and encodes 1190 amino acids. Gene Ontology annotation, molecular function: ATP binding; ATP hydrolysis activity; magnesium ion binding. The transcript has 29 exons. Gene Ontology annotation, cellular component: plasma membrane. The record is from RefSeq and is a predicted model, not a curated record.
GUAGCGGGCCGAGCCCCGGGGGAGCGGGGCUGCAGCUGGGGGCGGGAGCCCGCGGGGAGCCGAGCCGAGCGCCCCCCGCCGCAGCCCCCGACAUGGGCAGGACUGGGAGGCCGGGGCGGGCGCCAGGCGCGGCGCGCUGAGGGUCUUAGAGGUAAAACAACUUUCCUGCUCCGUGUCCAGACUCCUGACUCCUAAAGGGUCUCCCAUGGGAUUGCUGGGACCUUGCUGGGUGAGAUGGCACUGUGUGCAAAAAAGCGCCCCCCAGAAGAAGAAAGGCGGGCUCGAGCCAACGACCGGGAAUACAACGAGAAAUUCCAGUAUGCGAGUAACUGCAUCAAGACCUCCAAGUACAAUAUCCUCACCUUCCUGCCUGUCAACCUCUUCGAGCAGUUCCAGGAAGUUGCCAAUACCUACUUCCUGUUCCUUCUCAUUCUGCAGCUGAUCCCCCAGGUGUCCUCCCUGUCCUGGUUCACCACCAUCGUGCCUUUGGUUCUCGUCCUCGCCAUCACAGCUGUUAAAGAUGCCACCGAUGACUAUUUCCGCCACAAGAGUGACAACCAGGUGAAUAACCGGCAAUCCCAAGUGCUGAUCCGCGGGAGCCUCCAGCAAGAGCCGUGGAUGAACGUCUGUGUUGGUGAUAUCAUCAAGCUGGAAAAUAAUCAGUUUGUGGCGGCGGAUCUCCUCCUCCUUUCCAGCAGUGAGCCCCAUGGCCUGUGUUACAUAGAGACAGCAGAACUCGACGGGGAGACCAACAUGAAAGUGCGCCAGGCGAUCCCAGUCACCUCAGAGUUGGGAGACAUCAGUAGGCUCGCCAAAUUUGAUGGGGAGGUGGUCUGCGAGCCGCCCAACAACAAGCUGGACAGGUUCAGCGGGACCCUGUACUGGAAGGAGAGCAAGAUUCCGCUGAGCAACCAGAACAUGCUGCUGCGCGGCUGCGUGCUGCGCAACACGGAGUGGUGCUUCGGCCUGGUGGUGUUUGCGGGCCCCGACACAAAGCUGAUGCAGAACAGCGGCAGGACCAAGUUCAAGAGAACGAGCAUCGAUCGCCUGAUGAAUACACUGGUGCUCUGGAUUUUCGGGUUCCUGGUCUGCAUGGGGGUGAUCCUGGCCAUCGGCAACGCCAUCUGGGAGCAUGAGGUCGGGACACGCUUCCAGGCCUACCUGCCCUGGGACGAGGCGGUGGACAGUGCCUUCUUCUCUGGCUUCCUCUCCUUCUGGUCCUACAUCAUCAUCCUCAACACCGUUGUGCCCAUAUCGCUCUAUGUCAGCGUGGAGGUCAUCCGCCUGGGCCACAGCUACUUCAUCAACUGGGACAAGAAGAUGUUCUGCGCUAAGAAGCGGACGCCCGCAGAGGCCCGCACCACCACCCUGAGCGAGGAGCUGGGCCAGGUGGAGUACGUCUUCUCCGACAAGACGGGCACGCUCACGCAGAACAUCAUGGUCUUCAGCAAGUGCUCCGUCAGUGGCCGCAGCUAUGGGGACGUGUUCGAUGUCCUGGGACACAAAGCCGAAUUGGGAGAGAGGCCAGAGCCUGUGGACUUCUCCUUCAAUCCUCUGGCCGACAAGAAGUUCGUCUUCUGGGACCCCAGCCUCCUGGAGGCCGUCAAGACGGGCGACCCCCAUGCGCACGAGUUCUUCCGCCUCCUUUCUCUGUGUCACACCGUCAUGUCUGAAGAGAAGAACGAAGGCGAGCUAUACUACAAGGCACAGUCCCCGGACGAGGGUGCCUUGGUCACCGCGGCCAGGAACUUCGGUUUUGUGUUCCGCUCUCGCACUCCCAAAACCAUCACCGUGCACGAGAUGGGCACAGCCGUCACCUACCAGCUGUUGGCCAUCCUGGACUUCAAUAACAUCCGCAAGCGGAUGUCCGUCAUCGUGCGGAAUCCAGAAGGGAGGAUCCGACUCUACUGUAAAGGGGCCGACACGAUCCUGCUGGACAGGUUGCACCCCUCCCCCCAGGAGCUGCUCAGCACCACCACGGACCACCUGAAUGAGUACGCCGGGGAAGGGCUGCGGACCCUGGUCCUGGCGUACAAGGACCUGGACGAAGAGUACUACGGGGGCUGGGCCCAGAGACGGCUCCAGGCCAGCCUGGCCCAGGACAGCCGGGAGGACAGGCUGGCCAGCGUGUACGAGGAGGUGGAGAGCGACAUGGUGCUGCUGGGUGCGACAGCCAUCGAGGACAAGCUUCAGCAGGGGGUGCCGGAGACCAUCGCCCUCCUGACGUUGGCCAACAUCAAGAUCUGGGUGCUGACUGGGGAUAAGCAAGAAACGGCCGUGAACAUCGGCUAUUCCUGCAAGAUGUUGACGGACGACAUGACGGAGGUGUUCAUCGUCACUGGCCACACCGUCCUGGAAGUGCGGGAGGAGCUCAGAAAAGCCCGGGAGAAGAUGCUGGACUCGCCCCACGCGGUGGGGAAUGGCUUCACCUGCCCGGAGAAGCGUCCGUCUGCCAAGCUCCCUUCUGUCCUGGAGGCCGUUGCCGGGGAGUACGCCCUGGUCAUCAGUGGGCACAGCUUGGCCCACGCGUUGGAGGCGGACAUGGAGCUGGAGUUCCUGGAGACGGCCUGUGCCUGCAGGGCCGUCAUCUGCUGCCGCGUGACCCCUUUGCAGAAGGCACAGGUGGUGGAGUUGGUUAAGAAACACAAGAAAGCUGUGACGCUGGCCAUCGGGGAUGGAGCCAAUGAUGUCAGCAUGAUCAAGACGGCUCACAUCGGCGUGGGCAUCAGCGGCCAGGAGGGCAUCCAGGCUGUGUUGGCCUCAGACUACGCCUUCUCCCAGUUCAAGUUCCUGCAGCGCCUCCUGCUGGUGCACGGCCGCUGGUCCUACCUGCGCAUGUGCAAGUUCCUCUGCUAUUUCUUCUACAAGAACUUCGCCUUCACCAUGGUCCACUUCUGGUUUGGCUUCUUCUGCGGCUUCUCCGCCCAGACCGUCUAUGAUCAGUAUUUUAUCACUCUUUACAACAUUGUGUACACCUCCCUCCCAGUCCUAGCCAUGGGGGUCUUCGACCAGGACGUCCCGGAGCAGCGGAGCAUGGAGUACCCCAAGCUCUACGAGCCGGGCCAGCUGAACCUCCUCUUCAACAAACGGGAGUUCUUCAUCUGCAUUGCGCAGGGCAUCUACACGUCCGUGCUCACGUUCUUCAUACCGUAUGGGGUGUUCGCCGAGGCCACGCGGGACGACGGCUCCCAGCUGGCCGAUUACCAGUCAUUCGCCGUCACCGUGGCCACGUCCCUGGUCAUUGUGGUCAGCGUGCAGAUCGGGCUGGACACCGGCUACUGGACAGCCAUCAACCACUUCUUCAUCUGGGGCAGCCUGGCCGUCUACUUCGCCAUCCUCUUUGCCAUGCACAGCAACGGGCUCUUCGACAUGUUUCCGAACCAGUUCCGGUUUGUGGGCAAUGCCCAGAACACUCUGGCGCAGCCCACGGUGUGGCUAACCAUCGCGCUCACCACGGCUGUCUGCGUCAUGCCCGUGGUCGCCUUCCGAUUCCUCAAGCUGAGCCUGAAGCCGGGUCUCUCAGACACGGUGCGUUACAGCCAGCUGGUGAGGAAGAAGCAGAAGGCCCAGCACCGCUGCCUGCGCCGCGUGGGCCGCACCAGCUCCCGCCGGUCAGGCUACGCCUUCUCGCACCAGGAAGGCUUCGGGGAGCUCAUCAUGUCGGGCAAGAACAUGCGGCUCAGCUCCCUGGCGCUGGCCGGCUUCACCACGCGCUCUAGCUCUAGCUGGCUCGAGAGCCUGCGGCGCAAGAAGAGCGACAGCGCGGGCAGCCCCAGCGCGGGGCCUGACAAGCCCCUCAAGGGCUGAGGGCUGCUCCCGGGGCGCCCCACACCCUCCCUGCGGGCUCCGUCCUGCCCGCGGGCACCUGCGGCCGGCACCUGCGGACAGGUGCGGGGCGCGGGGUGGGGGCGGGGCCUCCGAGCGGGCGCCCCAGGGAAGGGUCCGACGUGGAACCAAAACCUGAAGAAGUUGAGAUUGGGUCUGCCCCAGCCCUGCGUGGAUCCCGCAGGCAGACUAUAAUCUCUGUAUUUUUUUACUCCCACUCCCCAGAGGGGGCCGAGAGCCUCUGUUCCUGAAUUACACAAGAAUGUAUCACGCCGGGAAGCCAGAGAUCUGCUGCGGCCCACGGGCCCUGCACGUUGUGUGUGUCUCUCCUUGAUUUGUGUUUGUGUCCAGUUUGGGUUUGUGUUUCUUAUUUGGCAGGAGAGGGGGUUACUGAGUGACUUCUGUGUUGUGGGAACAGGAGGCCGGCCCCCAGGGGUGCCCUGGCUGGCUGGGUUGGGGGGGAUCCGCAGGAACCACCGCUCAGGGAGGAAGGCACCCGUCUGCCCGAGGGGUGUGCAGAGCACGGAGGAGGAUUUGGUGCCGUCUCCUUCCGCAUCUUGAGAGGGAAGUGCUCCUUCCUCCCCCAACACACGUGUCUGUCCCUGGUCCGUAACUCCUGCUGGUGUCGGGCUGAGCCCGGGUGCACGGUCCUGUCAUCUCUGACCUAAGGCCGAUGUGAGAUGUCCAGAAAAAGAUUUCUGUCAUUUUAAAUUUUGAUCUGAGUUCGUUAGCAGAGUCCUGCCUGUCUUCCUCUCACAUCAUCUGGCAUUUUCCUGCAUCUACACCUGGAACCAGAGACGGGUCUGAAAGGGGAAGUUGACCUCUGCUUCUCCCUUCUUGUACAUGGGGGUCCCUCCCCUCUAGGCCCAGCGUCUGGCAAGAGGUGUGGAGGAGUAGGAGGGCUGGACCAGCCAGCUGGGGGCAGCGGUGCCUGGCUGGGCCUGGGCGUGCCUGUCCUUCCUUCCCACCAGCCACACCCCAAAUCGGGCUUCUGGGGUAGUUGCUCCCAGUUCAGUCCAGGUAGUGGAGGGGUUGCUGAGGGCUGGUGUGGAGUUGGGAGGGGCCCUUAGGUCUCAUUCAGUGUGGCAGCCACAAGGGAGGUGGGCUGGGCAGGGACCAAGGGGAGGGGAAGCUUAACAGGGAAAUCCCUUUUGGCCACACAGUUUACAAACCCAACAUCAUGUCUGUUUGUGUGUCUCUCAAGGUGAGAGUCUGAUUUUUAUACCAAAGAGGAGAUGAUUUUUUUUUCAUAUUUGAUUUGUCUAUAUUAUAUAAAUAUAUAUAUAUAUAUAUAUAUAUAUAUAUACAGUUAUAUAUAUAUUAUUUUUUUGGUUCUCUCUCGUUUUUUUAGGGAGGGAAGCAGUACCAAGUUGCAUUGAGCUGUAAUUAAGGAACAUUCUGUAUAAUUUAUGACACAUUUCUAUACUUGCAAGAAUUAUAUCAUUUUAUGGACAUAAGAGAAAAAAAUGCCUUUUAUAAAAUCCCAAUUUCUGAGAA